Aplysia californica (California sea hare) is the source of this 1888-nucleotide messenger RNA. RefSeq names its product protocadherin Fat 1. Gene Ontology annotation, biological process: homophilic cell-cell adhesion. The transcript is spliced from 13 exons. Bases 1 to 1656 code for a protein of 551 amino acids. Gene Ontology annotation, cellular component: membrane. Gene Ontology annotation, molecular function: calcium ion binding. Lineage: Eukaryota; Metazoa; Mollusca; Gastropoda; Aplysiida; Aplysiidae. The record is from RefSeq and is a predicted model, not a curated record.
AUGUUAAAUAAUGAUUGUUUUCCGUUGUCUGCCUGUUUCCCAGGUUACCAAGUUUACUAUAUCGGGAAAGCGAAUGCAGGAAGUAGUCUAGACUACCAGACAGAGCCCACCUAUGAUCUGAGCGUCCGCUGUUCGGAUCCCGCUGGGGUAGCAGUAUCGGAAUUACAGACUCUUCGUGUUAAGGUGCUGCCUGACCAAGCCCCAGUCAUCACCGGUGGACCCAUAGCUGUCAGCAAAGACGUGAGCGCAGAAGACACCAACCUCGGUGACCUUGUGUACACAGUGCAAGCGUCAGACCCGGAAGGUCUCCCCAUCCACUACUCCAUCGUCUCUGACACGUCCGGAGGCUUUUUCGACGUCGAUCCUUUGAGCGGACGUAUGUCAGUGAUCAAAGACCUGAUGCUGGCAACGUUCACGUCUGCUGAGAUAGUCGUGGAAGUGUCGGACGGCGGCCGCCAUACUGAACAUCUGACUGUGAGAAUUCCUCUGAAAAACCGUGACAUCAGCCUUGCACCAGGGACCGGCCUGUUGGACUACGAGAGGGUCCCCCGACAGUACCAUAUCACCUGUACAGCCCACGACGGCUACCUCACCUCCCCCGCACACACACUGACCAUUGACGUCACCGACGUGAACGAACCGCCUCAGUUUGACCGGAACUUGUACUCUUGUGCCUUGAAGGAGGCGAAGACGGGCAUGUCGAGCUGCCUGCCCAACAUCCACAUCACCGACCCCGAGAACGACGCCAUCUCCUUGACCUUUGUCCCCGGCAACCACAGCCACAUGUUUCACUACGACAGCAGGCUGGGACAACUCACGUUCGCGGAGGACUUCGACGUGGACCCUCCAAGAUACCACCCAAUGCUGACGUACGUGACUUUGAUAGCGACAGACCCAGGGGGCUCCAGUGCUUCCGCACAGAUCAGAAUUACUGUGGAGGAUGUCAACGACAACACUUGCUCUUUCUCGGGCAGUACAACCUUCACAGCCAAUCAAGGAACACCUCUGUCUGUACUGGGUACCAUAGGUGUCUGGGACGAAGACUUUACUCCCCCCAACAACGAGGUCUAUAUAGAACAACUGCACGGAGAUACGCAAUACUUGCGGGUAUUCCCAAACGGUGAAGUUCGUUACGUGAACACUAUCCCGGAAACGGAGCACGGCCGGUCGUUUUUCGUCACCGCGGUCUGUAAGGACAGAGGCUCCCCCGUCCGCUCUGCGACCGGCACCAUCAUGUUGACCUAUACGACCACAACGUCAACCACCACAACCACCACCACCACCACAACAACCACCACAACAACCACCACACCGCUGGUGACGACGGUCGAGGCUGACAGUGACGAUGAUCCGUUUGAUGACGAAGCGUUCGUUGGAGUUUUCGCUGCGCUGAUGGUUUUACUGGCAGUUGGACUACUGCUGGGCCUGAUGUAUCUGCUUCGUUAUUGUUUUCAGUGGCAGAACUGUUUUAGGAUGAGAAGACCCGCGACGCCUCUCAAAGUGAAGCCGGCUGCAGAGGGUGACUAUUUGAAGACAUCCGGGGUAUCAAAAUCGUCGGCGGAGUACAAAGACUUCGCCUGGAGAUCAGGAGAUGGCUUCGAAACUGGACUCCCCGCUCCUCGACCUACGGCAGCACUCACCAAAGUAGUACCUUAGACUUACUUAGAGGACAGACACAGUAGUACCUUAGACUUAGAAGACAGACAAAGUAGUACCUUAGACUUACUAAGAGGACAGACACAGUAGUACCUUAGACUUACAGGACAGACAAAGAAGUACCUUAGACUUAGAAGACAGACAAAGUACAGUCCGUGCGGGUGUCUAAAUAACAUUGCACACUUUUGCGGGACCGCUAUAUUGGCCUACUUACAAACUAAGGGAAAUAGCA